CUUACCAAUGCUUUAUAAGUCAAGUUCGACUGAAUUCAAAUUUGUCUAAUAGGCUUUCUAUAAUUUUUUUCGGAAAGAAUGAAAUCUAGUUAAGGAAAAUUUAAAAUUAAAAUACAAACUCUUUUCGAUCCCAAAAUUUGUUGUUGCCAUGGCAAACAAAAGCGAGCCACCGCAGGAUGCACUCACACCUCCGCCAUCUCAAAUUCCUGCUCCUCCGUCUGCUCCUGUGGCUCCGGUAAGGGUCAUCAACCUGGAGACGCAGAUCAGUGAGGACGAGAGUCGACAGCAAACAGUCUAUAGCAGAGUAUGGUUUCAUCUGGGAUUUGUCCUGAUGCUGUGCAUUAUCUUCGUGCUGCUCUUCUGCUCGGCCACACUCCUCGUCAGGGAAAUGGGGGCCUCAGAGUCCUCGGAGAAUAUCACCAAACUUAGGGAAAUAUACCUACAAAGAGAGCGUCAGCGGCGUUUGGGCAACCGAAUCCAGCUGAGUCCCCUGGAGGAGGUGGCAAAUGCACGCCUGAUGGCCAUCAAACAGGUGGACGAAGAGGAGCACCGACUAUGGGAGAGCUACCACAACGGACCGCCACCGUUCCUAAACCAUCGUAACAUCAGCGACACGGAUCUCUAUGCGCUGCUCAGGACCAUGCCCAAGGGUGGACUCCUCCAUGUCCAUGACUCGGGAAUGCUGCGAACGGAUAUUCUCAUAGAAUUGACCAAGAGCGAUUACCUGUGGGUGUGCGUGAAUUUGGAUCAGGAGUUCGAGGACUUUCGCUUCUCCCAAUUAUUUCCGAAGAUUAUGCCGUCGGACGAUUACCAGUGCUCGUGGAUGCUGAUGAAGAACUUCUACGAGUACGAGCAUCCCAACAAAUAUGUGACCAAGCUGCGGGAGUCUCUUAGUGUCCCUCAGAAGGGUUUUGCGUCAUCCGGAGAGCUGGCGAGGCAUUUGAAGCGUUCUCAGCGGCUCAUCCAUGGCCUGAUCACAUAUAAGCCGCUUUGGAACAACUUCCUCUACUCCAUGCUGCAGGAUCUCUAUGCCGAUGGGGUGCAAUAUGUAGAGAUGCGAUCCUCGUUGCCAAUACUGUACGAUAUGGAGGGCAAUGAUUAUACCAUUUUGGACUCGGCUCAGGCCAUGGUGACCGUGUCUAACAUGUUCCAGUCCAACUAUAGGGAUUUCAUUGGGAUCAAGUUGAUCUAUGCACCUUCUCGUGACUUUAAUGACAGUCGAAUGAAUAGCUAUAUGGCCAAUGCAAUUCUCCUAAAGACGCAUUUUCCCCAACUCCUUGCUGGCUUCGAUUUGGAGACCCAUGGCAAUGAGUGUGAUCUGCUCUUGAGUCACAUCUCACAGCUCUCACAGUUGGGCAAGAAUGUGGACUUUUAUUUCCAUGCGGGGGAUUCACGGUGUCCGGAAAAUACUCGACCGGAUGUGAAUCUCAUCGAUGCCAUGCUGCUGGGCAGCAAGAGGAUUGGAAACUCACUGAACCUACCUCUACAUUCGGAGGUCAUGCAGGCCCUGCAGUUCCUGAAUGUGGCCGUUGAGGUCUGUCCCCUUUCCAAUCACUAUUUGGAGUAUGUCAACGACUUCCGGAAUCAUCCGGCGGUGUAUCUCAUUGCCGCUGGCUUUCCCAUUGUGAUCGGUUCGGAUUAUCCGUAUUUGUGGAACGCUGCCCCUCUGACCGAUGACUUCUAUGUGACCUUUGUGGGCAUGGUCGGUGGUGAUGGAAAUCUACGCCUGCUCAAGCAGCUGGCCAAGAACUCACUCUUAUAUAGUUCUCUCAACGGCAUUGAGAAGGCAAGGGCCAUGGCCAAGUGGCGUUGCAAUUGGAAUCGCUGGAUCAAGAAUUUUUUGAACCGUACUGAAUAUCUAGAAUGAGAGUCUGGAGGAGAGUGCUGAAUACAACUUGUGUGGAGUGUAGGAAAAAUUUUGGUAUCAAAAAAGAUUAAACUCGGGGCGGAAAUAAAGAUAUGUCUUGGGUAGAAUCAGGAACAGGAA
Molecule: messenger RNA, 1987 nt
Organism: Drosophila serrata
Lineage: Eukaryota; Metazoa; Arthropoda; Insecta; Diptera; Drosophilidae
Gene: Adgf-A2
Product: Adenosine deaminase-related growth factor A2
Biological process (GO): inosine biosynthetic process; adenosine catabolic process
Molecular function (GO): adenosine deaminase activity
Source: RefSeq, a predicted model, not a curated record